This is a messenger RNA of Leishmania mexicana MHOM/GT/2001/U1103, 444 nucleotides long. RefSeq lists its product as hypothetical. The record is from RefSeq and is a predicted model, not a curated record. Bases 1 to 444 code for a protein of 147 amino acids. NCBI's taxonomy places the organism in Eukaryota, Euglenozoa, Kinetoplastea, Trypanosomatida, Trypanosomatidae. The transcript has a single exon.
AUGAUCGCUGGUCGCUCGCUUCUGCUGUCUCAGAGUCGCCUGGGAUUCCACCGUGCUGCUCUUCUCGGCGGCGCUGCGGGGAAUCUGCGUGUGUCUACUUGUCUAUCGACGGCAUCUUCGGCCACCAGCCGCGCACAGAGUAGUGCUCUCACCGUCUCCAAGCGUCAAUACCUCGGAUCCACGGUUCUCCCAAACUUCGCAGCCCACUGCACUCAGAUCGGCGCCUGCACGUCCCUCUCCACCAUCCUCUAUAGUCCCGUUGGCACUGCCAUGAUGAUCGUGCUUGCUUACAACGUCAUUGUGAUAUGCUCCAAGCAUGUAAACUACUCGCUGGAGAUUACGGCGAAGGACUACGUGCAGGACCAGCAACUGCUGGUCAUCAUGCGCUACGGCAUUCUUAGCUGCAUUCUUCUCGGGAUGGAGGUUAUGUUUAUCGAGAUUUGA